Molecule: messenger RNA, 603 nt
Organism: Alosa alosa (allis shad)
Lineage: Eukaryota; Metazoa; Chordata; Actinopteri; Clupeiformes; Clupeidae
Product: olfactory receptor 1D2-like
Exons: 4
Coding region: 1-603 (200 amino acids)
Biological process (GO): G protein-coupled receptor signaling pathway
Cellular component (GO): membrane
Molecular function (GO): olfactory receptor activity; G protein-coupled receptor activity
Source: RefSeq, a predicted model, not a curated record
AUGGUCUGUGUGUUCACCGUCAAACAAAAGGACUUAGGAGUUUACAAGCCUCUGUACUUCUUGUUGGUGUUUGUCCUUUACAUCCUCAUUGUUAUAGUCAACUUAACUUUGAUCUUUAUUGUGACAGUGCAUAGAAGCCUCCAUGAGCCCAUGUACAUUUUCAUCUGUAAUCUGUGUGCAAAUAGUCUCUAUGGGACUGUUGGUUUUUACCCUAAAUUUUUGCUGAACUUGCAAUCUGAUAUUCACAUGAUAAGCCACAGUUGGUGCAUGAUUCAAACGUAUGUGAUUUACAGCUCUGUUAUGUGUGAAACAUCAGUUUUAACAGUGAUGUGUUAUGACCGCUAUGUGGCAAUUUGCAGACCACUGCAAUACCACAACAUUGUGACUCCACGUGCUUUUGUUUUAACUUUGAUUUCUUAUGCUCAUAUUGUCAAGGUUUGUAUGUCAUCCAGUGAAGCUAGAACAAAGUUCAGUAAAACUUGUGUGCCUCAUAUUGUAGUUAUGGUCACAUAUAUCAUGACUGCAUUAUCUGCCAUCGGGAAUGAAAUGAGACGGGGGGCAUGUAGACUCACUACAUCUCAGGAGCCCAAAGGAGGCCGGUAA